This is a messenger RNA of Gopherus evgoodei (Goodes thornscrub tortoise), 5934 nucleotides long. It is a transcript of the gene NPR3, whose product is annotated as natriuretic peptide receptor 3. NCBI's taxonomy places the organism in Eukaryota, Metazoa, Chordata, Testudines, Testudinidae. The record is from RefSeq and is a predicted model, not a curated record. Gene Ontology annotation, cellular component: membrane. The coding region runs from base 3249 to 4760 and encodes 503 amino acids. Gene Ontology annotation, molecular function: natriuretic peptide receptor activity; peptide hormone binding. The transcript is spliced from 9 exons. Gene Ontology annotation, biological process: regulation of blood pressure; vasodilation.
UUAAUUUAAAAAUCCCCGAAGUAGGAAUUUUUUGCACUACAGACAAUAUUAAGUUCUUUCAUCUUUUCAACCUCUAGGGGGAACUGUGUUUUCAGCAAAUCCUCCCUCAAGAAUAAUUUUCUUAAUCUAGAGCAGGCUUCAGAAAUUGUUCUUAAUGUUAGCUGGAGCUUAAUUUAGGAAUAAAGCCUUCCAGAAUAAAAAGCACAAUUCACUGUAAUGCUUUGAGUUCGAACAGUGAUUUCAAUCUUGAUUUGUAUGUAUGCUAUUCUGGGAGGAAAAUACUGUUUCCAUAAUGACCUUAGUCCUAAAGGGCCAGAUUCCGAAAUCCUCACUCUUAUUGUAGCCAAUGGACCUUUUGCCUGACAAAAGAUUCAGGACUGUAUGAGUUUAAACAUAUUAAAAACAUAUAUGUAGUUGAAAGAACUAAUGUCUGCUCGCUGGAAAACAAUUUUAGAUUUACAGCCCUGGAAAAUGUUUGCAGCUGUACUGUAUUUGUACUCGUGACAAGGUGGAGUAAGUGAUAGAUGUAAUUUGGAUCAACAAUAAAUUGUUACACAUAAGCUUUUAACUCUAAAAGAUCCUUGUGCUCUAAGGGCCUGAUCCAGAAAUGUUUACUAAAGCCAGACUACAGUGUCCAUGGCAGUGUUCAUGUGCAUAAGGGCUGCAGGUUGGGGCCUAAAUCCAAGUCUGUAUCUAUGUAUGAAAACUGGCCUUCAAGCCUUGUAUUUUCCAGUCUUCUUUUUUUUAAUCACUUUUGUCCUGUAUGCUGAGUAGCAUCUUAUCCUCUGAGUAGUCAAAAUGAAUAAGGGUGGCAGACAUGUGAUUUGUUUGCUUAUCUCUUCCUUAUUGACACAAUUCAUGCUAUUUGAAAUAAGAUGCCCCUCAGACAAAAUGCAGCACACACAAAUGAAAAAGAAAGAUACAUUUUGGGGAAAAACUUGAAGCGAUGUUGCCAGGUUGCAGUGUCAUGAACAGACAUAUAGGGUCAAUGGAUAGCAGGGCUGGAAAAGCAACAUACAAAAUAAUCUUCAGUAGGGUGGAUGUAUCUAUAAACUUUAAAAAUCAUUCUGAAACCAAAUUAAGUAAUCAAAUAAUAUUAUUUUAAAUGCACAUUUUCCAGGCAAGUUACUUGUCUUUGAAUUUCUACAUCUUAUUUUUUGACUGAUCUCCAUUAGAGAAAUAUUCCAGGAAAAUAUUCUGGUGAAUUUUUGAUUAGUUGAUUAGUUCUGAUUAGAAAGAAAAUAGUGUUAUUGGACCUUUUAAAUUCUAUUGCUUAGUUUAAUUGCAUUAAAAGCAUGUGCAGUUUCCUCUUGGGUUUAAUUCAGACUUCAUGUGCUCUUAAAGAUGAACAGCUGGGUUCCACUAGGAAUCAAAGUCUUCAAUUUAUACUCUGUACAGUAAAGGCAGCACCAAUUUGUUUACAUACAUUGCCCUGACAGUGACCUCAACCCUGAGCUAAACAGACCCCUUCUGUAAGGUGAGAAGCAGUUCACUCACCCUAUCAGUUCAACCUUGGGCCUCUCAUUAUAAGCAUAAAAUGUAAAACUGUGCAGGAUUACUCUGCAUGUGCAGACGUGGACCACAGAUCAUUAUGGAACAUGCACAAUCCACAGAGAUUUCACAGUGCAAGUGAGGAAUGCAGCUAGUCCCCCCUCCAUUCUACUUGUAUCCUCCUUCACUGUACCAUUUUUAACUCUUUUCAUUAUUUAAUGUUGAGAAUAGUCUCUCAUUCAGAAAACAAUCUUCCAUCAAAUGGCAUUUCCAAAAAUUUCUGAAGUUAUAAUUGCUUUGUUAGCAAUGCUAUAAAAACAAGUGUGGUUUUUUUUUACCAUGGGCAGUGCUAAGAACAUUAGUCAAAAGGUGGUGCACAGACUACUUAACAAGCAAAUUUUUCACACCAAAACACAGUGUUAAAUAAACACAAUUCUCUGAAUACAAACUCUUUUCAAAUGAAAUAAUAUAAUUGAAAAAUGAGUUUUGUUUUGCUUUUAAUCACACACAUUUAUUGGCGCACACAAAGUCUUCUGCAGAAUUAAAUUUUGCUGGUUAAGCCCAGCCUGUAAUGAGGGGCAGUGCAGAGCUGCUCUGUUCUAGGGGCCACACCGAGUGGCACAAUGUCUCCCAGAGCUCCACAGCUGCAUGGGGGGAUUGGGAGCAUUUAUGCUACAUACCUUUAAAUAGGUGACAAGAUGCCCAUUUUUAAAGGGACAGUCCCAUUUUUGGGGGACUUUUUCUUAUAUAGGCUCCUAUUACCCUCCACCCCAUCCCGUUUUUUCAUAGUUGCUAUCUGGCCACCCUACCUUUAAAGGAGGCAACAUGCUUCUCACAUGCUGCCGACCAGCUCUGCUGGCUAGUUUAUGUGGGGCAGAGCCAAAGUCCUACCUACUCCCUGGAAGUAUCUUCUGGGCAUCCCUGAGUGCUAGUGUUUCAAUUAUACCCCUCCCCAUGAAGGCUGUGCAAAUUAGAAGAGUUUCUUCCCUCCAUGUUAAUUUUGGGGCAGAUUCUGCUAGCUUUCCCCACAUUGGUAGUCCACUGUUUUCCAUGAGGCUGCCUGCGGAGUAAGUAGUAUGAAUCCGGCGCGUACACUGUCCAUCACCCAUGCUCAGGCUGGUGUACGUUACACCCGGAGUUACUCCGUUCAUGUGAACGGGCAUGCUCGUGCACUAAGGUACCACUCAGCCGGAGUCCGUGUGGCGCACUCGGCGCAGUAACAACCCGCCAAGGAGAAUACUGCUGGAUUGUCUGGGAUUCUGCGGGCUGGGGGGCAGCUACUGUGUCCUCUCCCUGCCAGUUCCUAUGCUGCUAAUACUAGCACGCGCGCUUUCUUCCACUGCUGCAAACUAGCGGCACGGUGCUUUCGCCCUGAGGGGAGCUACGAACGCCUCCCUUCCGCCAGCUUUCAGCAGGGGCAGCAGCAUUAAAGGGGCGCCCCAUGAAAGGGCCAUUUCAAGUGUGUGUGUGGGGAGAUUCAUUCAUUCGGAGGGCGGCUCCCAAUCCUGCAAAGCGGGCGUUUAAAACACGCUCGGUCUCUUGUACGGCCCCAGGUCGCUCCGCAUCCAGAGUUACAGCAUUACGAGUCAACUUCAUGCGUGUUACUCGCUGCAUCCCCAGCUCCUGAUUUUAAACGGGUCUUUUGCACGCCGUGUUGGGACACACGCACGGUGAAGGGAAAAAAACCAACAACGAUCGCAUCCAGGGGAUUUUCAAAGUCCAUAUUGCAAGGCGUCCCCUGCAUCCUCGUGGCUUGCAUGGUCCUGGCAAGCAGUAGCAGCAGCAGCAGCAGCCCCGACGAGGAGAAGCUGAUCAGGGUCCUGGUGCUGCUACCCAAGGACAACUCCUACCUGUUCUCCUUGGCCAGGGUCAAGCCAGCCAUCGAGUACGCCCUGCGGAGCCUGCAGGAGAACGGGACCUGCCUGCCGGGCUACCGGUUCGAGGUCAUCUACGAGGACUCGGAGUGCGGCAACCGGGCGCUCUUCAGCCUGGUGGACCUGGUAGCCCUGAAGCAGCAGAAACCGGACCUGCUGCUGGGGCCCGUCUGCGAGUACGCGGCUGCCCCGGUGGCCCGGCUGGCCUCCCACUGGAACCUGCCCAUGAUCUCGGCUGGGGCGCUGGCCACGGGCUUCAGCACCAAGACGGGCGAGUACUCGCACCUGACCCGGGUCUCGCCCGCCUACUCCAAGAUGGGCGAGAUGUUCCUGGCCCUGUUCCGGCACCACAAGUGGAGCCGGGCCACCCUGCUCUACAGCGACAACAACCAGGAGCGCAACUGCUACUUCACCAUGGAGGGGGUGCAUGUGGUCUUCCAGGAGGAGGCGUUCCCCAUGGCCGUGCACAGCUUCGACGAGAGCGGCCGCUACUUGGACCUGGACGAGAUCGUGCGCUCCAUCCAGGCCGGGGAGCGAGUUGUAAUAAUGUGUGCCAGCGGUGACACAAUAAGAAACAUCAUGCUAGCUGCUCAUCGACAAGGAAUGACCAAUGGGGACUACGCUUUCUUCAAUAUUGAACUCUUCAACAGCUCGUCAUAUGGAAAUGGCUCGUGGAAGAGAGGAGACAAACAUGACCUUGAAGCAAAGCAAGCCUACUCAUCCCUCCAAACAGUCACUCUACUGAGGACAGUGAAACCUGAGUUUGAGAGGUUUUCCAUGGAAGUGAAAAGUUCUGUUCAGAAACAAGGUCUGAACGAGGAUGAUUACAUUAACAUGUUUGUGGAAGGAUUCCAUGAUGCCAUUCUCCUCUAUGCUCUGGCUUUGCGUGAAGUCCUAAAAUAUGGUUUUAGCAAGAAGGAUGGGGAUAAAAUUGUUCAUCAGACACGGAACAGGACAUAUGAAGGCAUUGCAGGGCAGGUAUCCAUCGAUGCCAAUGGAGACCGAUAUGGGGAUUUCUCAGUGAUUGCAAUGACCAACCCAGAAGCAGGCACACAGGAGGUGAUUGGGGACUACUAUGGAAAGCAAGGGCGUUUUGAAAUUCGAUCAAAUGUGAAGUAUCCUUGGGGUCCUGGCAAGCUGAGAAUAGAUGAAAACAGAGUUUUAGAGCACACGAACAAUACGCCUUGUAAAUCAUCAGGUGGCCUGGGAGAGUCAGCAGUUACAGGGAUCGUAGUGGGUGCCUUACUUGGAGCAGGAUUACUAAUGGCUUUCUACUUUUUCAGAAAGAAAUACAGAAUAACUAUUGAGAGACGAAGUCAACAGGAAGAGUGUAAUGUGGGCAAGCAUCGGCAGUUACGUGAAGACUCCAUUAGAUCUCAUUUUUCUGCCGCAUAAAGAAGAAAAAAAGUCUCAUUCUUCCUGAAAAAACUUUAGGGAAAUGGACAAAACCAAAGACAUCAGUGUAAAAGAAGAGGCUCUUGAAGAACUAAUUCUUUAAGCAGUAGAGUCAUUUUAUCUUAAUUUCUUUCAAAAACUCAGGAAUGAUUUACUAAUCACAUUAUGCCACAUGGCCUUUCAUCUCGUGGAAAAAAAAAAGAUAAUUUCACAUUAUAGGAUGUUCUUAGUGUUUUCAGAGGAUAUUUUCUACGACAUUUAUUGAGGGCAGCAGUUUUGUGCUUAGGGCUGGGAAUGCUUCUUCCUGACCCCUUCUUUUUAACUCCUAGUGCUUCCUUUCUUAGCUGCAUCACAAGCAAGGAUAUCAAAAUGUGGUUUCAGUGCUGCUUUGCCAUUAAAAUAAAGAUGUCUUCAUUAUGGGCUUCCUGCAUUAUUGAAACCAAUGGGCCACUUUGCCCUGGACCUCAGUGGGUGCAGGAUAAGACCGCUAGAGUUUAAUCUCAGGAGUUGGCACUUGAGAUGUAAAUAACUAUUGAGAAAGUAGGGGGUGGAAACACUCAAGUCAUUUUUUCAUUGCACGUACAGUAUCAAAAUCAAGACAGGGAAUACAGAGACUGAAUCUCUUCUCACUUAUAGUAGUGUAAGUCAAGAGUAGCUUCAUUGCAGUCAGUGGCGUUUCACUGGUAUGAGACAUAAGCAAAGGGAGAAACAGAACCCUGGAGUAGAAGUGCUUUUUCUUCAGCCUGACAUAUGCUUUUAUAUUGUAACAAAACAUCCCAGAAGAGUCAUCAUCCUUCUCUCUCUCCACGAUCACCACCUCUUAGAAAGGCUAGUGCAGUACCUAAAGGGCUGGCUUCUGCUCCCAUUGAAGUCAAUGGCAGAAAUGCCCCUGAUUUCAGUGAGAGGAGGGUACGAUCCAGACUCUGUAAAUAUUAAUAAUAGGGGAGUGUUUGUACAGUAACGGUAAUUCAAAAGAUUUUUUUUUUAUAAAAAUGACAUUCCGUGCUAGCAUUUUAUUUUUAGGUUUCUUUAUCUUGUAUUUUUGGAUUAGAAAUGGUCUAUUUUUGCUUUGAUAAAAUUAAAAGUCAAGGCGAGAAGGUUUGAAGAAAUAUUUUUACAGUGUGAAUAAUGUACACAGGAAGUAAUUGAUGUAAAUAAAAGUUAUUUUGGUUUA